Thlaspi arvense is the source of this 1522-nucleotide messenger RNA. The record is from the annotation of a GenBank genome assembly. NCBI's taxonomy places the organism in Eukaryota, Viridiplantae, Streptophyta, Magnoliopsida, Brassicales, Brassicaceae.
GUUGUAGAGGCGAUUCUAAUGAAACGUGUCACAUAUUUAUUUGUCGGAAAAAAACUCUGGUUGACAAACAAAAGUUAAUUUUCUCUUUUCUUCUCGUUUCUAUCGAUCCGUCUUCGGUUUUCUCUUCUUCUUCUCCGACGAAGAGCACCACUUCGAGUCCAGUGACGCCGGAGCUUCACCUUCUUCUUCUCACAUCGUCAUCAAGGACCGUCCCUGCAAGCUUGAAUUUAUCUCUGGAUUAGUAAUCAGAGGAAGACACGGUGAAUAUGGAGCAACUAGAGAAGUCCGUGGAGGAGAACAUGUACCUUCUUUUAUGAGGCUUGGCUUUGAAGAUGAAGUGCUGAUCAACUUUAUAUACGGUCUUCUUGAUGGGAAGUAUCUGGUUGAAGGGUGUUCCUAAUGUAGGUAGUGAAUGGUAAGGAGAUUCAGAUUUUGAUUAUUAUAUUCAUAGAGAAAAAUAUUGGGAAGUUCAUGAAAGAGCUCUAGACACUUCUUCUAAGCGCACAGAACAAUGUAUUUCCCUGCAAUAAUUUCGAUGCUAAGAUCUUAUGCGUGGGAUGAGUGUUUGCCUGCAUUCCCUGUUCAGCUCUACGAGGCUUGGCUUCUGUUUUUUUAUGCUGGUUUGGUUAUGCGAGAGAACAUUUUGAGAGCCAACGGGAGUGAUAUCAAGGAUAUAUCAAGGAAGAAAGAGCUUGGCGUCACAGCCAUUCACGUGAAGCUCCAUGCCAAGACUCCAGGUUGUGGUGUUUAGUCUGCCCUUCGUGCCCUUACUCGUUCAGGGAUGAAGAUUGGUCGCAUAGGUAACUUCUGUAUCUUGUUGUAAAUCAUCACUGUAAUUCUAAUUAGCCUCUGGAAUUUGGAUUUUACAUGUCAGACAAGCUGUGUUGCCAUCAUAUAUGACCGUUAACAAAACUUUGCCAAUGUAUUGCAGAUGAUGUGACUCCAAUUCCAAAUUUUUAUUUUAUUUUUAAGAACUCAUCAAAAGUUCUCCAUUAUCAAAAUUUUAAAAAAUCUAAUAAAACUCUUAACUUAAAUUAAUAAUAUAUUUAAUAAUAAAAUAUACUUAAGAGCUUUAACAUGUAGAUCACCAUUGUGGAUGCUAAAUUACGACAUGCACGAUAAACGAGAUGGAAUUGAAUUCACAACAACGAUAGGAAAACAUCUUUUUAUCACAUGUUAGUCAUUUUUUUUUUGGGGUCAAAUAUCACAUGUUAGUCUUUGUUAAGAUUUUCCUUCCUCAAUCGCUUUUCACUUUUCUCAGCUAAUAAUUUUCUAUAAAGCCCAAACCACCUCUUUUGUUCAAUAGGAAAGAACCAGGUAGCUAUCUGGUGGCAUGGGAUAUAUCGACAAAGACCAUUCUUACGAAUUAGAAUUAUUACAUGUUGCAAAACUAUUAUAUCGAUAAAAACUGUUUUUUCAAAAAGUUUUUCUAUUUUUUGAAAAUUUAUACAAAAAGGGAAGAAUGCAAUUUUUUAUUAAAAUGUAAAGUUUUAUACUAUUAUAAAAUUUUAACAAAAAUUAC